Messenger RNA from Periophthalmus magnuspinnatus, 3075 nucleotides. It is a transcript of the gene ttk, whose product is annotated as ttk protein kinase. Gene Ontology annotation, molecular function: protein binding; ATP binding; protein serine/threonine/tyrosine kinase activity. The transcript is spliced from 25 exons. Bases 89 to 3043 code for a protein of 984 amino acids. Gene Ontology annotation, biological process: chromosome segregation; protein localization to kinetochore; mitotic spindle assembly checkpoint signaling. NCBI's taxonomy places the organism in Eukaryota, Metazoa, Chordata, Actinopteri, Gobiiformes, Gobiidae. Gene Ontology annotation, cellular component: kinetochore; spindle; nucleus. The record is from RefSeq and is a predicted model, not a curated record.
AAGUGGGAUAUUUGAAAACUGUCUCUGCCAGUUGAACGCAAGCUUUUUCAACGCAAAAAGAGGAAAGGGAUCACAUAAAAUCAAAGAGAUGGAGGAAGAGGAACACACAGACAGGAAACAACAACUUGCCAUGCUUUAUCAAAAGCUUAACAAAAUUAAGAAGUGUCUUCAUGAUGAUGACACUGACAACCAGGUCAUUAGGUCAAAUUCGCCUGAAUCAUGCCUCUCGUAUUUGAUGGAAUUGGAAAAGAAAGGAGAUCCUCAUGUUGAUCAUAGCCAUCUCACUAGACUUCUAGACUUUUAUACAAGAGUAUUUUCUAAUCUGCCACUUGGAAAACACAGUCAAAAUGAAAGCUAUGCCAAGAUGCUGGUCAGAUUUGCAGAGCUUAAAGUAAUUCAGGAUGUCAAUGAGGCAGAGGCUAAUUUUAAGUUGGCAAGAUCUCACAGUCAGAGCUUUGCAUUUGUCCAUAUUGCUUAUGCAAAAUUUGAGGUUUCUCAAGAAAACACAAAGAGGGCUGUUUAUAUUCUUCAAAGUGCUAUUGAAGUUGGUGCUAAACCAAAGGAGCUGCUGGAGGAUGAAUUGCAGAAGAUACAAUGUGGGAAAUUGCAGCAAUCAGAUUUGGAAGAUAAAGAGAAUUUGCCAUCAUCAUCAAACAAUAAUGUCAGUGACUCUGUCAAGAAAGUAACAGAGUUCAGUAAAAUAAGCAGAAUAUCAGAUGGUACAGGAGACUUAAAAAUGUCCAGUAAUUUUGGUUCAAGAUCUGAAACAUGCAGUGGAUCAGAUGAUCAACUACCUGUUUGGAGGUCUGCAACUCGACACAAGAGACCUGUUGGCUUGCCAGGGAGAGUUCCUGUUGUUCCCUUUUCUAUUCCUGAAAAUGAUGACAACUGCAUUAAUGGAAAAUCUUCAGUUAGUGCCCCAAGUAUGUCUGGGUAUCUGUCUGCUUCCAGUGUUACCAGCAUGUCCAAAUUGUGUUCUGCUAAGAAAAAUCUGGCAGACAGGGACCCGGUCAUUGUCCAAACGCAUGCUUUAAGUCCAGAACCCUGGGAGGGCAAAAUUGACUCUACCACAGCACUUCUAAACACAAAAGACACCUCACGGAUGGAAGAUUUAACAUUCAAUAUCGACCAGAUUGUCAACAAACAAUCUCCUGAGACAUGUUGGACUCACCUCAAGAAUCUAGAGAAGAGGGGAAAUCCACAAAUGGACAGUAAUUUUCUCAUCAAACUGAAGGACUGCUACUCAAAGAUAUUUGCAAAAAUGCCAAUAAGACAAUACAGUAAAAAUCCAAGCUAUGCUAAGAUGUUGGUUCGAUAUGCAGAACUCACAGGUAUUACAGACCCAGAUGAUGCACAAGACCAUUUCAUAGUUGCAAGAUCAAACUGCAAAGCAUUUGCUUUUGUCCACAUAGCUUAUGCCCAGUUUGAAGUUACCCAAGGUAAUGUUAUGAAGGCAAGUUCUAUUCUUCACAAAGCUCAGAUGUUAAAUGCCAGACCAAUUGAGCUUUUAGAUUUAGCCAUACGGAAUCUCAAAGAUGGACAGAACCAGUUGGUACCCAACAACGAAGACCAGUCAGUGGACUGCCAGAACGAGCAAGAAAAUGGAGUUCCUAAUUUGGCAGGGGAGAACUUCCCACUUCCACAGGAAGUCCCAGUGAAUCAAAAGGUAGAACAGCCUAUAUGUACCAGUAAGGAGUCUGCACCUGAGUGGAAAGUUCCACAUAUUCGCCAGGUGUCACCAGAGGUUAAACAAGAGACUCCUCCUGAUCCAAGGCUACAGUCUGAAUCUGUGGCCUCAUUUCCCACUCCAUCCUUUCAGCCUGCACCCAAACGUAACCCACAAAUGGUCUAUCAAACACCCGACAACUAUAGAAAUCCUUUCCCUAACAGCUUUAUUACCCCUGUUGUAAAGAGAUGUGCCGAAGAGCCUUGCUCCACAGCGUCAACAAACACAGCCCGACCUAUGCAUGAGCUAUUUACACCACAAAACCAAGUCAUUUUCCAAACUCCACAAUCUUCCAUUCCAACAAUAUCAAAUGACUCCAUUACUAUCAAGGGCAAGCAAUUCUUCAUUCUGAAAAUAAUUGGCCGUGGUGGAUCUAGCAAGGUCUACCAGGUUCUUGAUCAUAAAAAGCAGUUGUUUGCUGUGAAAUAUGUGGACUUGGAGGAGGCUGAUCCGCAGACAGUGGAAAGUUACAAAAAUGAAAUUGAGCACUUAAACCAUUUGCAGCAGUACAGCGAUCAAAUUAUAAAGCUCUAUGAUUAUGAAAUAACCAACAGCUACAUCUACAUGCUGAUGGAAUGUGGAAACCUGGAUCUAAACACCUGGUUACGAAACCGGAAAUCGGUUAAUCCUCUGGAGAGGAAGUUUUACUGGAAGAAUAUGCUGGAGGCUGUACACACCAUUCACAAACAUGGGAUUGUACACAGUGACUUGAAACCAGCUAAUUUUGUCAUUGUGAAUGCCUCACUGAAGUUGAUUGACUUUGGAAUUGCAAACAAAAUCCAGCCUGAUGUAACAAGCAUUAUGAAAGACUCACAAGUAGGCACUCUGAACUAUAUGCCCCCUGAAGCCAUCAAGGACACUUCAUCCCAAGGAAAGGCCCGUUCAAAGAUCAGCCCUAAAGGAGAUGUGUGGUCACUUGGUUGUAUCCUGUACUGUAUGACCUAUGGAAAGACCCCAUUCCAAAGCAUCACAAAUCAAAUCGCAAAGCUUCAUGCCAUCAUUGAUCCCACUCAUAAGAUUGACUUUCCUGACAUAUCCGAGAAGGACUUACUCGACGUAUUAAAGAGGUGCUUGGUACGGAAACCCAAAGAGAGAAUUUCAAUUGCAGAGCUUCUGGAGCAUCCUUACCUUCAACUAAAGCCACAAGCUUCACCUGAGCAGGAGCGGCCGUGCAAUCGUGAUCUCCAGAAAAUCCUUACAGAUCUUGCAGCUCUCCAGUCCCCAAACAGCAUUGUCCGCGCUGCUAAUAAUCUUGCUCGAAUGUGCAGCAGUGGUAGAAAGCUGGAUGUUGCUGAGUGUGCAAAGUCUUCAACCUGACUGGAGAUGUGACGGGCUUUUUUUUUCCACGU